AGCCGCCUUUAUUUUUUGUCGGCGCAGUAAAAAGAAGAAGUGUAUUCAUUCUCAUUGUUUUUUUAUUUCAAAGCACGUGUAAACGAUUUUCUGAGUAUUAUUUUUAUUAAUUUGACGGAAAAUAAUUUAAAAAUGGGUAAAAAAUUCCAAAAAAAGAAGAAAACAGAGCAACUUGAGAUUGUGCCUAUGGACGAAAAUCCUCCAUUGCCACCACAAAGGCCUUCUGAUGAAGUUAUACCAAAAAGGGAAAAAUGGGUAAAUAAACAAAGAGUAUUGGUUUUUGCGGCUCGAGGCAUUAGCCACCGUGAUAGACAUCUCAUGAAGGAUAUUAAAACCUUAAUGCCACAUCAUAGACCUGAAUCGAAAAUGGAAAGAUCGAAAACAUUAGCUGUGGUAAAUGAUAUGUGUGCCAUGAAGCACUGCAACAAAUCUAUACUUUUUGAGGGAAGACGUAAAAGAGAUCUAUAUAUGUGGGUUUCCAACAUACCCAAUGGACCAUCGGCCAAAUUUUUAGUUGAAAACAUUCACACUAUGGCAGAAUUAAAAAUGACUGGUAACUGUCUGAGAGGCUCCAGACCGCUAUUGUCUUUCGAUGCUAAGUUCGACGAAGUGCCCCAUUUGAAAUUGUUGAAAGAAAUGUUCACUCAAAUUUUCGGUGUUCCUAAUCAUCAUCCUAAAAGUCAACCUUUUAUAGAUCAUGUUUACACUUUUACUUAUUUGGAUAAACGUAUUUGGUUUAGAAAUUUCCAAAUACUUUCAGAGGAUGGUGGCUUGGCGGAAAUUGGACCACGUUUUGUCAUGAAUCCCGUUAAACUUUUUGAGGGCUCCUUUACCGGCAAUACUUUGUGGGAAAAUCCAGACUAUGUUAGUCCAGCCAAACAAAGGCAAAUGCUCAAAAAGGCUGCUAAGGAACGUUAUGUUAACCGUAUUGAACAAAAGGUUCAUCAUGAAGCUACACUACCCAAGAAUGCCUAUGAAGGUAUUGAAUAUGAUGAAAUAUUUGCUGAUAAUGAUGCCGUUGAAACAGCAAAACUUUUAGCCGAAAAGGCCAAACAAAAGGCUCUACAAAAAUUGGAUAAACCAAAGCAGAAAUCAACAAAAGAUGCCCUAACGAAGAAGAUCAAAGAAAAACAAUUGGAUGCUGUUAAACAAGUAAUAGAAAAGAAAAAAUCUAGCGUGAAAUCAAGUAAAAAGCAAAAAUCUUAAAAAAGUUUUUUAAUAUUCUUAAAUCUUUAUUUUUUAAUAAAAUAUAUAAGUUUGUAAAAAUUUA
Lucilia sericata (common green bottle fly) is the source of this 1270-nucleotide messenger RNA. Its product is annotated as ribosome biogenesis protein BRX1 homolog. Gene Ontology annotation, cellular component: nucleolus. Gene Ontology annotation, biological process: ribosomal large subunit assembly; rRNA processing. The transcript is spliced from 2 exons. Gene Ontology annotation, molecular function: rRNA binding. Bases 133 to 1206 code for a protein of 357 amino acids. The record is from RefSeq and is a predicted model, not a curated record. NCBI's taxonomy places the organism in Eukaryota, Metazoa, Arthropoda, Insecta, Diptera, Calliphoridae.